AUUAUUUCUUUUCAAAGACGAGAAAAUACUGAGGUUCUGCUUCGGGUUCCCCUCCAUCGCUUUGAUCCGCACGCUGUUCUUCCUCUCCUCAUUUCCAGAUUUUUCAUUUUCAGAUUUUGUGGUUUGUAAAUUCAGCAACGGAAUUCACCAUUUCGUUCCUCCUUGUUUACGCUUCUCUCCUUUUCCAUUUACCCUUCGUUUAUGGAUUUACGGAUUUGGUUUACUUAUUGAGAUCUUAAUCUGUUCUACAGUGUGAAUUCCGCUGCCAAUUUUUAAUUUCAUUAUUUAUUCGUUAGAUUAUCGGAUAAAUUUUCUGGAAUCCAUUGCCUCUCUGUAAUUUGCUUCGCAUUUCUUUCAAAAUCAGUGUAUUCUGGCAUUUAUGUGUUGAGUGAAACCAUUAUUUGUUUGUAUGUUCAUUUGUCUUCGAAAUUUGUGGAAAAGUUUCUGGUAGCUAGCUAUUGUGGAGAUCCGGGAGCUUCUUCGGUUGUUCUGUCCUAUGAGGACAGCUUUCGCUUCAGAUUCUGGUGAAGAAUCUCUCGAUCCUCAGCAAUGGCUUCAGGUUGAAAGAGGAAAGCGUAAAAAAUUUACACUCGAAUCCGAAUCUGCUGCAUCAUCAUCAUCUUCUAUAGAAGCUCUGAUCAAGGUUCCGGCGCCGCGAAUUCUGCCGUUCUACAAGCCGGUUGAUUACGUCCGAGUGUUGGCUAAAAUUCACAAACAGCUCGAGUCAUGUCCGCCGGAAGAGAGGUCGAAUCUGUACCUGUUGCAGUAUCAAGUCUUCAAGGGGCUCGGCGAGUCGAAGCUGAUGCGAAGGAGUCUCCGGUCGGGCUGGAUGGCGGCGACCACUGUCUAUGAGAAGCUCGUCUUCGCGGCGUGGUUGAAGUACGAGAAGCAAGACGAAGAGAUCGUUUCUGAAUUGCUAUCCUCUUGUGGAAAAUGCUCGAAUGAAUUAGAUGCCCCCGUCGAUAUCGCUUCCGAGUUCCCAGCAAACGAGUCUGCUUCGAGCUUUUCGUGCGAUGCGACAUCGACGAUGCUCUCUCACCCUACGGUUACCUUCGUAAUAGGAGACGAGACGGUAGUGGGUGACAGGCAAAAGAUGGCUCGGCUUUCAGUGCCGUUCAAUGCAAUGCUUACCGGAUGCUUCACGGAGUCGAUGAGUAAAGACAUCGACUUUUCAGAAAACAACAUCUCCCCUUCGGGAAUGCGGGCGAUCCGCGAUUUCAGCGAGACGGGGAGACUGGAUAACAAAUUGCCGCCCGAUCUUCUGCUGGAGAUUAUGGCGUUUGCGAAUCGAUUUUUCUGCGAAGCUAUUAAGGAUGCUUGCGACAGAAAACUCGUAUCACUAGUAGCCUCGACACAAGAUGCGGUCGAGCUCGUGGACUUCGCCUUCAACCAGACCGCUCCCGCGUUGGCUGCUUCUUGUCUGCAAGUGUUUCUGCAGGGGCUUCCUGGCUCGCUGGACGACGCCCGCAUUGUCGAACUGUUGAACAGUCUUGAUAAGGAUCGAAGGUCGAUAAUGGUUGGCCCUGCUUCGUAUCCUCUUUACUCGUUACUCGCAGAAGUCGCCGUAGACUCUGAUCCAGCCUCCGACCUAGCAGUUCAGUUCUUGAACAGGUUAGUCGACUGUGCCGAAACCAACCGGCAGAAAAUGGUGGCACACCAUCAGCUGGGCUGUGUUAGGCUCUCGAGAAAAGAGUAUAAAGAAGCAGAAAGAUCGUUCGAGGCUGCGCUACAAGGAGGGCACGUCUACUCGUCCGCGGGGUUGGCGAGAUUGAGUUAUAUCCACGGCCACAAGUGGCGCGCUUACGAAAAGAUUAGAGCCGUCGCGUUGUUGUAUAAUCAGCUCGGAUGGGUGUACCAAGAGGAAUCGUUGUACUGCCGAGUCGAGCAGCAGUGGGCGGAGCUCCACAGGGCAACUGAGCUGGACCCGACGUUGACGUACCCCUACAUGUUUCGAGCUGCGGCUUUGUUCCGUAAGCAUGAGGUGCGAUCCGCGCUUGCGGAGAUCGACCGGGUUCUCGGGUUUAAGCUCGCGUUGGAGUGCUUGGAGCUUCGAUGUUGCUUCUAUCUCGCCCUCGAGGAUUACCAGUCCGCAAUGUGCGAUGUUCAGGCGAUUCUUACGCUUAACCCGGAUUAUCGGAUGUUCGAUGGGCGAGUUUUGGCUUCCCAUCUCCGUGCGCUCGUGUACGAGCAUGUCGAGAAGUGGACGCCAGCGGAAUGUUGGUUGCAUCUCUACGAUAGAUGGUCGUUGGUCGACGACAUAGGUUCGUUGUCCGUGAUAUAUCAGAUGCUCGAUUCCGAUGCAACGAAAGGUGUUCUGUACUUUCGACAAUCACUGCUUCUCCUCCGACUGAACUGUCCGGAGGCUGCAAUGAGGAGCUUAAGCCUCGCUCGCCGACACGCGUCGAGCGAAUCCGAGAGGCUGGUCUACGAGGGAUGGAUCUUGUACGACACCGGUCAUUGCGAAGAAGGGCUGCGGAAGGCCGAGGAGUCGAUUAAUCUCCAGAGAUCGUUCGAGGCCUUUUUCUUGAAAGCCUAUGCGCUGGCGGAUUCGAGUCAGGAUCCAUCUUGUUCGUCUACCGUAAUAUCACUCCUCGAAGAAGCUUUGAAAUGUCCAUCCGACAGACUUCGCAAGGGCCAGGCCUUGAACAAUCUUGGAAGUGUGUAUAUUGAUUGUAACAAGCUAGACGAGGCGGCUGAUUGCUACAUGAAUGCCCUGAAUAUCCGGCACACCCGAGCACACCAAGGGCUCGCGCGUGUGCACUUCCUGAGAAACGACAAGGAUGCUGCAUAUGCUGAGAUGACAAAACUGAUUGAAAAGGCGAGGAACAAUGCCUCGGCUUAUGAAAAACGAUCAGAGUUCUGCGACCGAGACCUCACAAAGGCGGAUCUUGAGAUGGUAACCCGCCUGGAUCCGCUCCGAGUUUAUCCAUACAGAUAUCGAGCUGCAGUUCUGAUGGAUAAUCACAAGGAUAAAGAAGCCAUUGCAGAACUAUCGAGGGCUACGGCGUUCAAAGCAGAUCUGCACCUUCUUCAUCUCCGCGCUGCUUUCCACGAGCAUAUUGGUGAUGCCAGAGGCGCUUUACGAGAUUGUCGAGCAGCUCUGUCAGUCGACCCCAAUCACCAAGAGAUGCUGGAACUUCACGGCCGCAUGAGCAGCCAAGAGCCCUGAAGAUCAAACCGGCUUCGGGGACUUAAUGUCGACAGCCUAGAUGGGAAAAAGAAAAAUCUAAGUUAAUUGUGAAAGAAUAACAUACCUUAUAGAAGGCAGCUUUACGACGAGCAAUCAUUAUAUCAUCUA
Messenger RNA from Andrographis paniculata, 3298 nucleotides. RefSeq names its product ETO1-like protein 1. The record is from RefSeq and is a predicted model, not a curated record. Gene Ontology annotation, molecular function: protein binding. The transcript has 5 exons. The coding region runs from base 497 to 3169 and encodes 890 amino acids. Gene Ontology annotation, biological process: negative regulation of ethylene-activated signaling pathway. Lineage: Eukaryota; Viridiplantae; Streptophyta; Magnoliopsida; Lamiales; Acanthaceae.